GAAGAAACGGGACGAAGCUCUUAAAUAGCAGAAUACUCAGGGUGAUCGGGAGAGCUUGGUGAUUGCUCCAGCCCCAGACUUCUGUUCAAGAAUCAGAGAAAAGUACCUGAGUUCAUUGGCCCCAGGUUCCUCCUCAGCGUGGGUCCAGACAGAGGGAGACCCAUGACUGCCAUGUUCAGAGCUGCGUCUCAGGCCUUUAGGGGUCUUCAUCGCUCCUCGGUGCCUCUCUCAGCAAGAAUGAGCAGCAACAGGGCAGACAGGAGAUGUGCCCUGGCUGAGAAAGUGGCUGUGAUCACUGGGUCCACAAAGGGGAUUGGCUUCGCCAUCGCCCGGCGCCUGGCCGAGGACGGGGCCCAUGUGGUCAUCAGCAGCCGGAAGCAGCAGAACGUGGACAGGGCAGUGGCCGAGCUGCAGGGGGAGGGGCUGAGUGUGACGGGCACCGUGUGCCACGUGGGGAAGGCCGAGGACCGGGAGCGCCUGGUGGCCACGGCCCUGGAACAUUGUGGGGGCGUCGACUUCCUGGUGUGCGUGGCAGGGGUCAACCCUUUGGUGGGGAGCACUCUGGGGGCCAGUGAGCAGGUGUGGGACAAGAUCCUGGACGUGAAUGUGAAGUCCCCGGCCCUGCUGCUGAGCCAGCUGCUGCCCCACAUGGAGAAGAGGGGGACAGGCGCCGUGGUUCUGGUCUCAUCUAUGGUGGCCUAUGUGCCAAUACCAAAGCUGGGAGUAUACAACACCAGCAAAACGGCACUGUUGGGUCUCUGUAAGUCUCUGGCUGUGGAGCUGGCCCCAAAAGGCAUCCGAGUGAACUGCUUGGUGCCAGGAAUAAUCAAGACUGAAUUUAGCCAAGUGGAGAAAACGUUGCCGCGCUUGCUACCUGACUUCAAUGACAUCUAUGGAUUACAGCGCUUUGGGGAGCCCGAAGAAUGUGCAGGGAUCGUGUCCUUCCUGUGCUCUCCAGACGCCAGCUACAUCACCGGCGAGAACAUCGUGGUCGCUGGCUACUCUCCCAAGCUGUGAAGCAGACUGGUCAGAGAGUGGGGCCAUGGUCUUUGGUGUGCAACUGGGGGCUUGGUGGAGAAUAUGGAGAUGGGGAGCCUUAGGGUCCAGAAUCAUACAGGGAAUCUUGCUCAGGAAAUGAGAAAGAAAGCAAGAUGUUUGAAAUUUCUCAUUUGGAAAUAAACAUGUUCGGAACCUCGCCAUCUGGGGUCAUCCUUCUCUGGUAGUGAUAUUUGAGCAGUUCCCUUGACCUGGAAGCCCCAUCCCUAGAUUAGUCCCUUCCCUUAUCAUCCCUCAGGCUUUACCUCCUCCUCCCUCCCUUCCACCCUUCCAAAUGAAACUGGAAAUUGAGCACGAUACUUUCUAUCUGCUCCUGUUUUUGUCUGUUUAUCUUUCAGGUUCAAAUAGAACCUUCUCUGAGAUACCUUCCCUUGACCACCUGUGUAAUGUUGCUCCCACCUGUCCCACUUUCCAUGACAGACAUUGUCUGCAUUGUUUUCUUCACAGCAUUUUUAA
Molecule: messenger RNA, 1512 nt
Organism: Ailuropoda melanoleuca (giant panda)
Lineage: Eukaryota; Metazoa; Chordata; Mammalia; Carnivora; Ursidae
Product: dehydrogenase/reductase SDR family member 2, mitochondrial
Exons: 9
Coding region: 163-1017 (284 amino acids)
Molecular function (GO): carbonyl reductase (NADPH) activity
Source: RefSeq, a predicted model, not a curated record